This is a messenger RNA of Drosophila serrata, 1797 nucleotides long. It is a transcript of the gene Irk3, whose product is annotated as Inwardly rectifying potassium channel 3. NCBI's taxonomy places the organism in Eukaryota, Metazoa, Arthropoda, Insecta, Diptera, Drosophilidae. Gene Ontology annotation, molecular function: inward rectifier potassium channel activity. Gene Ontology annotation, biological process: potassium ion import across plasma membrane; regulation of monoatomic ion transmembrane transport. Gene Ontology annotation, cellular component: plasma membrane. The record is from RefSeq and is a predicted model, not a curated record.
UAUCUUUCAAAGGCCAGAUAGUCCCGUCUCCACAGAUCCGACUUAGUCAGUGUCAAGCGGUCAGGCAAUAAAGACGAGCUCGAGAUCGCCUCUCUUUCUCUAUCUCCACUGCAGCGUAAUUCAAUUAAAAUUAAAACGCAAAUCUACGCAAGAGACCCGGAGUGAAAUUGCCCCAAAUUCAACGACAAUUAUAGGUCGCGCGCACGUCAGUAAUCUCAGCAUCUGCGUGGGCCCCACUCACACUAUAUCCCAAGUUCCGGCCAUGCAAUCGGAUCCAUCUUCGCUUGGCGCGGAAUCCAUACCCAUGCACCGCUCCACUUCAAUGCCCGUGAAGCCCAAGCCGCUGGAACAGAAGCCGCUGUUGCGAUCCUCCGAGAAGGAGACGGUCAAUGCGGCGGACUACUAUCCAGAGAGUCCUGGCUUUGUGCGUCGCAGGAAGUCCAAGACGACGGGAGAUCAGCUGGAGACGCGCAGUGAGCAAAAUUUUCCCUGCACCAAUGACUGGGCAGGCAGUACCAUUGAAUUAACACCAGAGCCGGGAACAUCUUCCUCCGAUAUCCUGCGACGCAGCCUACAUCGGGUGAUGGAGAAGAAUGGCAAGGAGAACGUUGUGUUUCGCCGCAUACCAGAAAAGUCCUGGCGUUAUAUGCGGGAUCUGGUCACUACGCUGAUGGAGCUGAAUUGGAAAUACAUGCUGACCAUAUUCCUGGGCAGCUAUUUUGCCUGCUGGCUGCUCUUCGCCGCCCUUUGCUAUGUGGUUUCCUACUCGCACGGCGACUUCAUCUUUGAUCCCAUCAGUGGUGCAAGAAUGGGCGAGGGCAAGGAUCCAUGCAUCUAUGGGGUAGGUAACUGGGUGGCCAUGAUCAUCUAUUCGGUGGAGACACAGACCACUCUGGGUUUCGGCGAGAAGUAUGCCAGCGAGGAGUGUCCGGAAACGGUGUUCCUGUUCGUUAUGCAAAUGGUAAGCGCCGCUCUGAUCGAGGGAAUUAUGGUGAGCGUGAUCUAUGCCAAGACGGCUCGUCCGGCCAAGCAGAUGACCAAGUUAAAGUUCAGUGACAAGGCGGUGAUCUGUUAUCGCGACGGCCAGCUGUGUUUGCUUUUCCGCGUGUGCGAUCCCCGCGAGCAGCAGACCAUCGAGUCCAAGAUACGCGUCUACAUGAUCAUAGACAAGCGCACGCGCGAGGGUGAGGUCAUAAAAACUCACACGGAACUGAAGCUGGAGGGGAAUGGCGAGCAGCUGAUCGUCUGGCCCGAUGUCGUCUGCCAUGUCAUCGACGAGACGAGUCCCCUGUAUCAGUUCAGCAAUGCCAAACUCUUUAAUGCCGCCCAGUUUGAGCUGUAUGUGUCCAUUGUGGGCACAUCACCGGCCACUGCCCAAAUGACCGAGGCCAAGACAUCGUAUCUGCCCAGAGAGAUAUUCUGGGGACAGCGGUUUGUCAACAUUAUCCACUAUGAUGCCCAGAACGAGAGGUAUUUGGUGGACUAUGAGAACUUCAAUAGAACCAUUUCAGUGGAUAUGCCCAUUAGGCUGGCGGCCACAAACGAUCAGCUAAAGUUGGAGUACAGAAAGUAAAGGCUACUAACUUUACCAGAAAUCCGAAAAGAUUAUAAUAGAUAUCCUUAACUUAACGUUGAAUGCGAUUUCGAUAUAUCAAAGUUUCAAAUAAUUUCGAUAUGGUAUUAGCGCAAUAAUAGGAACGAAUAAAUGUAUAACAAUUUCUUUCUAUUAUUAUUUAAAGUAAUCAUAUAAAAUUUAUUAAAAUCAAAACUUUCUAUCUCCUCUUCUGGGUUAAACCU